Molecule: messenger RNA, 3542 nt
Organism: Conger conger (European conger)
Lineage: Eukaryota; Metazoa; Chordata; Actinopteri; Anguilliformes; Congridae
Gene: dlgap3
Product: discs, large (Drosophila) homolog-associated protein 3
Exons: 12
Coding region: 450-3542 (1030 amino acids)
Biological process (GO): signaling
Cellular component (GO): glutamatergic synapse; postsynaptic specialization
Molecular function (GO): molecular adaptor activity
Source: RefSeq, a predicted model, not a curated record
GGGACCGGUGUGCAGUGGAAGGGCGAGCGAAGCAUAAACCACAAGAAAAUAACAGACCUGCCAGGGGAACGCUGCCGGAUUUCUCGCCUUCCUUUAUGUCACGAAUAGACGCUACAUUUUAGAGGAAUACUUGGUUUCACGGGGAUGCGUGACUAACCUGCAAGAAUUCAGAGCCAGAUUCUGGAGAGUGACUGUGACAAGCUCUACGCUAGUGGUGGUGCUUCUGUGACCGGAGAAGACUCUUCUAAACCAAGAUAUGGAUAACGAUUUCCAGAUGGCAAGGCAGUGACUUCAGCGGAGCCCUGUCCCGGCCACAGCGCCCCCUCUCGGCCCGGGCGGCCCGCCAUGCCCCGGCCGUGAAGGGAUACCACGUGAGCCGCAGCCUCUCCCAGCACUCCUCAGGGCCAUGCCACUGUACGCCCGAGGACUGCGACGUCCCGCGGGACUACAUGCCCCACCCGACGGACCACCGCGGCGCCGUGGAGCUCUACCAGGGGCACGGAGAGCACUCCUACUACCCCCCAGGGGCGCCCCCCGAGCCCCUGGCCCUGCCACCCUCCGGAGGGGGCACCUUUCCCCGGGCGCACCCGAGUCAGCAGGCCUACGACUCCUGUGAGGAAUGCCUGGCGUCCGGAGCCGGGGGGCACCCGUCGGCGGGCAAGAUGCACCGCAUCCCGCCCAACCUGCUGGACCAGUUCGAGAAGCAGCUGCCCUUCCACCCGGACGGCUUCCACACCCUGCAGUACCAGCGCACGGCCAGCGGGGAGCAGCGCAGUGAGAGCCCCAGCCGCAUCCGUCACCUGGUGCACUCAGUCCAGCGGCUGUUCGCCAAGUCGCACUCACUGGAGGCGCCGUCCAAGCGCGAGUACAACGGGACACGCGAGUACCGGGAGAGGGGGGGCCACCGGGGCGGGGGGGACGAGCCCUCCCAGCACUACGGCUCCCAGCACGUGUCCCGCUCCGCCCGCCGGAGCAAGAGCCGUGAGCGCAGCAAGAGCGGCGACUACCGUCGCGAGUCCCGGCACGAGUCCCGGCACCGCAGCAGGACGGCCGGCUGGUGGAGCUCCGACGACAACCUGGACAGCGACAGCAGCUUCCUGGUGACGGCGGCCGCCAUGGGCGCCCGGGGGGGCCGCGGGAUGAUCCAGGCCCACGAGUCUCUGGACGGGGCCAUCCAGGACCUCACCCUCAAGAGCCUCAAAGCCAAGGGAGCCCCGGGGGAAUGCUUGGCCUGUACCAACACCGGACACUCCCUCAAGAGGAGCACCUGGUCCACCAUGACGGUCAGCCAGGCCAGAGAGGUGUACCCCCCUCACAGAGCCGGGUACGACAAGGCGUUGGUGCCCCUGGAGUCCAAGGUGAAGGAGCGUAGCUACCACUACCUUCAGGUUCCCUCUGAUGACUGGGGUGGGGGGUAUCCGGGCGGGGGCACGGACAGUGGAGGAGAGAUCCCCUGUCGCAGAAUGCGCAGCGGAAGCUACAUCAAAGCCAUGGGGGAUGACGACAGCGCUGAGUCGGACGCCAGCCCCAAGGCUUCGCCCAAGACCGCCAUCAUCGCCCAGAGAGAGGCCUUUCGCCGCUCCAUCAGCAUGGAUCACCGCGCCUCCAGCUCCAAAUACUCUUGUAAACAGUGCACUGACGCCUACUCCAACAGCCGCAGCACAGCCAAGGGACACACGCGUUCCCGGAGCUACACGCGUUCUCUGACCAGCUCGCAGCUGGGCGACGCGCUCAAUCGGCAGUUCGAGGCGGUGUGCGAGACGGUGUUUGGGGAGAUGGAGUCCCAGGCCGUGGAGGCGCUGGACCUGCCCGGGUGCUUCCGGACCCGCAGCCACAGCUACGUACGAGCCAUCCAGGCCGGCUGCACCCAGGACGAUGACUGCCUGUCUGUCUUCUCCCUGUCCGGCCCCAAGGGAGGGCCCAAGGGUGGAGCCGUGUUUCCGCACAGGAAGGCGCCCCCGCCCCUCCCACCCCGGAUUUCCAAGCCCCUGAUUUCGGUGACGGCGCAGAGCAGCACAGAGUCCACCCAGGAUGCGUACUUCCAGAGCACGGGGCAGCCAGCUCCAGGACGUCCCAAACAGCACAGCAACUCCCUGGAUGGCCUCGAAGUGGGUGGUGGGGGGCGGUCCUCCAGGGCAGAAUACUACCAAGGGUCAGGCACCGGGCGUACUAAACACAGCAACUCAGCCGAGAGCCUCGACGGCCCAAGGGGGUCCAGGGAGAUCUCAUACCAGGGGGGGGCCAUGAGGGCCAAGCACAGUAGCUCUGCUGAAAACCUGCUGGAGGGGGGAGGCAGGGUGACCCGGGAGAGGGUGGGAGGCAGCCUGGGGAAGUCAUCCUCCCUCCCCCAAAACAGCAUAUCCUUAAGCAAGGGACCCUCCGCGGGGGCAGAAGAACACAAGCAAGAGGCCCGCGGGCGCAAGUGGAGGCCCUCCAUCGCGGUACAGGUGGACAGCUCAGAGACUUUGUCAGACUCAGAUACAGAAAGCAAAGUUCUGCGGGAGGUGCACUCCAUCGGGGUCCAGGUGGAAGAGGAUAAGAGACGGGCCCGCUUCAAGCGCUCCAACAGCGUGACGGCGAGCGUCCAGGCAGACCUGGAGCUGGAGGGCUUCCCAGGGGUGAGCACCCAGGACAAGGCCCUGCAGUUCGGCUGCUCCUUCCAGCGGCACUCGUCGGAGCCGGAGUCAGCGAGCCAGUACGCGGAGUACCGCACGGUCCACACCCAGGGCCAGUGGGCCUACCGCGAGGACUACCAGAGCGGCUAUGCCACCGAGCCCUGUGUCAUCGACCCCCGCGUCCGCGCCCACUCGCCCCUGCCCCUGGCCAUCGAGCGGGGCUGGUCCGAGGGGCCGCGCAGCCUGCCCGACUCCGGCCGAGCCUCCCCCUGCCUCCGCGACGGCGAGUUCUUCCUGCGUCUGCUGCAGGUGGAGGUGGAGAGGAUGGAGGGAUGGUGCCAGACCAUGGAGAGGGAGGCGGAGGAGAACGACCUGCCUGAGGAGAUUCUGGAGCUGAUCCGGAGUGCCGUGGGCAGCGCCCAGCUGCUGAUGUCCCAGAAAGUCCAGCAGUUCUUCCGGCUCUGCCAACAGAAUUUGGACCCCACAGCAUACCCCCAGCCCAGCUCUCAGGACCUGGCCGGGUUCUGGGACUUGCUGCAGCUGGCCAUGGAGGAUGUGCGGGUCAAGUUCCAGCACCUGCAGCGGCUCAAGGACUCGGGCUGGAGGCUCCCGCCCGACAAGAAGGAGGAAAAGAAGCCUCCUCCCCUUUUACCAAAGAAGCCAAGUGGAGGUGUGAGCGUGGGCGGGGUUGAAGGUGUGAGUACUGCAGGGGGCGGGGCCGGGGGUGGCGGGGUGUUGGUGGUGACCCGUGGUGGGCGGGCGCUGCCCCUGCGGGAGAAGUCUCUGGACCUGGGCGACCGGCAGCGGCAGGAGGCACGCAGGAGACUGCUCCAGGCCAAGCGAGCAGCCUCCUUCCGGCAGAACUCCGCCACGGAGAGCGCCGACAGCAUCGAGAUCUAUAUCCCCGAGGCCCAGACCCGGCUGUGA